Molecule: messenger RNA, 1359 nt
Organism: Microtus oregoni (creeping vole)
Lineage: Eukaryota; Metazoa; Chordata; Mammalia; Rodentia; Cricetidae
Product: probable G-protein coupled receptor 83
Exons: 4
Coding region: 1-1359 (452 amino acids)
Biological process (GO): neuropeptide signaling pathway
Cellular component (GO): membrane
Molecular function (GO): neuropeptide receptor activity
Source: RefSeq, a predicted model, not a curated record
AUGGAGAAAAAGCCAACCACAGAAAUGCCCCAGGAGGCUUUCCCUGGCACCACGAGCAUCUUCGGGGAAGAGCUGACUCCAGAAGCCCUGAGUGUACCUUUUGGUUUUGAUGACUUGAUCACAUCCACUACUUCCCAGGUACUUCAGGCUGUGUCCAAUGUUGCAUCUGCGUUUGGGCAUGGACAGUCCAAGAUGCCAGAACACAUGACAGGAGACCUGGCCGACACGUCAGGUCCCCUAGAUGUGGAAAUUGUGUCCGAGGAUAAUCGAUUGGAGUUCUGGUUAGUGGUAGGGUACACCAUAGUGGUCUUUGCCUCCAUCAUAGGCAACUGGGUCUUCAACUAUAUAAUUUUGAAGUACAACAGUGUCCAUACUGCCUCCGGCCUCCUCGCUGUCAACAUUUCUGUGACCAACAUGAUGCUUGCUCUUCUCAGCUCUCCCUUCACCAUGGUGCGCUAUAUGUGUUAUGCUCUCGUGUUUGGAAAGAUGACCUGCCACCUCAGUCGCUUUGCCCAAUAUUCAUGUGCCUAUGUGACUGUGCUGAGUAUGGUAGCUAUUUCCCUGGAUCGGCAUCGGGUGAUGCUACAUCCUUUGAAGGCCCAGAUCACUCCCAUGCAAGCCAAUAUUUGCAUCAUUGUCAUCUGGAUUGUGAGCACCUGUGCUGCACUGCCACAUGCUGUUUACCAGAAGCUUCACCAGGUGGAAUUUGGAAACACAACUGAGGAAAGUGCCUGCCUCCCCAGUUUCCCAUAUACUUCAAAAUCCACAUGGGUGUACCUUGACCUAGGCACCUUUCUGGUCUUCUUUAUGUUGCCUUUGCUGGUCUUGGCGGGUGUCUAUGGUCAUGCGGCCAAGAAGCUGUGGAUCCAUGAUCCUGUUGAUGACAUCAAUAUCCGCACUUACAUCUGUCAGCGUGGGAAGAAGAAGCAGACCCUAAAGAUGCUGAUGUUGGUGGUGUUUCUCUAUGCGAUCAGUUGGCUCCCCCUCAAUGUGUACCUGGUGCUGCUAGCCAGUGAAGCCAUCUCAAGCCACAAUGGUCUCUAUUUUUUCCUCCACUUGCUAGCAAUUAGUAGCUCCUGCUACAACCCCUACAUCUAUUGCUGGCUCAGUGAUAGCUUCCGUAUUGAAGUGCGAAAGGUCAUCAUGGAAAUCCAGAAGAAGCUGCUAGAUAAAAUCAGGCGCCUUAGGGGAGAGCAUCGCCGACUGCGCUCUGCAUCUCGUGCCCAUCCCCUUGAUCCUGAAGAUUCCAAUCCAGGAGUGCCCAUAUUCCCACGAUUCAAAGAUUUUGAUGAGCUGCCCAGUCCCCCUCCUUCCCCAGCAGUGCACAUCUCCUUUAUCCAUGCAGUGCCUCAACUUUAA